GUGUGUCGUUAAAACCGUGAUGUUGUAUGUACUUUCGAUUAAUUAGUUUUGGAGUUGAGUCAGUUUGACUUGGAACGUUGAGGAGAGAACUCAAGUUGAGCGCAAGAGUGUUUAGCACCAGCAAUUAAAAUCAUUAAAAUGUUCCUGUUUUUGCUUAUUUUACUAGUCAUUUUUGUUGUAUAUAAAAUCCAUGAUUUAGAUACGAAAAAUGGGGAUUUCUUCUUCAAUCGUAACAUUAGGAGUGUUAAGAGAAGAGGUGUCCUAAAUGGCUUAUUAAAGGUUGUACUACGACAAGUUUCAAUGGUGGAAAUUAUUUAUGAAAUGUACUAUGAGCAUCCCCGUGAAAAACUUGUCGGUUUCUGGGAUAUGGGGAGACCGACAAUCCUGCUAAGAGAUCCCGAACUUGUGAAAACGGUUGCAGUUAAGGAGUUCGAUCGCUUCCAGGAUCGUCGAGCUGUGAUUACAGAGCAAAUGGAUGAGCUUUUCGGAAAUUCCCUCCUAAUGCUGAAAGCUCAAAAAUGGAGGGAUAUGCGAUCAACCCUUAGCCCAGCUUUCACCGGAAGCAAGAUGCGCGUUAUGUGUGAACUUGUCGUGGAAAUCUGUGAGCAAAUGGUUGAAUUCGUAAAGCAGGAUGCCAAGGUGAAAGGACCACAGGAAUAUGAAAUGAAAGACCUCUUUUCCCGCCUUACAAAUGACGUAAUCGCCACUUGUGCCUUUGGCGUUAAAGUGGAUUCACUCAAGGAGAAGAAGAAUGAAUUCUAUCUAUCAGCUCAGGUACUUUCGAACUUCCUGGCUCCAACAAAAGGACUCAAAAUUGUCUUCUACCGUCUUAUGCCCACCAUCAUGAAGGCACUCAAUGUUAAAAUUAAUGAACCACGUGAGACAGCCUUUUUGCGAACACUGAUAACUGAAUCAAUGAAGAUAAGGGAAGAGAAAAAUAUCGUACGCCCUGAUAUGAUUAAUCUUCUAAUGGAUGCGAGGAAAGGCAGACUGACUCAUGCAACUUCCGAGAAGGAUUCUUCACAAUCAGCAGGAUUUGCCACAGUUGAGGAGUCAAAUAUUGGAUUGAGAACAGUGCGAAGAGAGUGGACAGAUGAUGAAAUCCUCGCUCAGUGCUUCCUUUUCCUCCUUGCGGGCUUUGAAACCUCAUCUUCGGUUCUGAGCUUUACAGCCUAUGAAAUCGCUGUGAAUCCUGAUGUUCAGGAUCGUCUGUUCGAAGAAAUUAAAGCAGUUCACGAUGAGCUGGAUGGAAAAAGUCUGACUUACGAUAAUCUUCAGAGGAUGAAGUACAUGGAUAUGGUUGUGUCUGAGAGUAUGAGAAAGUGGCCAGCAGCUCCUUUUGUAGAUCGCGUUUGCAACAAAGAAUUUAAGCUAGAAUUCGACAAGGGAAGGUAUUUUGAUGUACCCGUUGAAACUACUUUCUGGAUUCCCAUCGUGGCCUUCCACCGAGAUCCACAGUAUUUCCCAGAUCCUGAAAAAUUUGAUCCUGAACGUUUCAGUGAUGAAAAUAAAUCGUCCAUCAAUCCCAACACUUAUCUACCCUUUGGUGUAGGUCCUAGGAAUUGUAUAGGCUCAAGAUUCGCUCUUAUGGAAGUAAAAUCAAUCCUCUUUUACCUCAUCCUGAAUUUCUCUUUGGAAAUUACGGACAAUACCCAAGUUCCUAUCAAAUUGGCCAAGUCCCUCAAUAGCUUCCAGGCUGAGAAUGGAAUUCACCUCAAACUACGACCACGCGUAUGAUUAAAUGCUCUCCAUUCAUUAUAAUUUUUCAUCAUUAGCAUUACAAAGGGAAAGUUAAAUCAAUAUCCUACCCUAAUUGUAGCAAUAUGCCGCGAUUUCUAAUAAAAUAAACUGAAAGGUCAAA
Lutzomyia longipalpis is the source of this 1861-nucleotide messenger RNA. RefSeq names its product probable cytochrome P450 9f2. The record is from RefSeq and is a predicted model, not a curated record. Gene Ontology annotation, molecular function: heme binding; oxidoreductase activity, acting on paired donors, with incorporation or reduction of molecular oxygen; iron ion binding. The coding region runs from base 139 to 1737 and encodes 532 amino acids. NCBI's taxonomy places the organism in Eukaryota, Metazoa, Arthropoda, Insecta, Diptera, Psychodidae. The transcript has 3 exons.